GUGUGUGUGUGUGUGUGUGUGUGUGUCAGUGAGAGGACAGAAGAGCUCACAUCAGUUCAGCUUCAACAUCAACCAUGUUCUCUGUAGCUCUGAUACUGCUGCUGGCAGCUGGAUCCUGUGUGAACAGUAUUGAUCUCAUCCAGCCAGACUCAAUGGUUGUGCAGCCUGGACAGUCUUUGACCAUCACCUGUCAGGUCUCUGGUUAUUCUUUGACUGAUAACAGCUAUGCAACAGGUUGGAUCAGACAGUGUGAAGGAAAACCAAUGGACUGGAUUUCUCAUAUGUGGGGUGGAGGAGACUUUUACCAAAAUGCUGCUCUGAAGAACAAGUUCCUUUACCACACACACACUUCUACAAGCUCAGUGACAUUAACAGGACAGAAUCUGCAGCCUGAGGACACAGCUGUGUAUUACUGUGUGCGUUACCCGGGGGCUGGCUACUUUGACUACUGGGGAAAAGGAACAACCGUGACCGUCACAUCAGCCACUCCAAAUGCACCAACUGUGUUUCCUCUGAUGCAAUGUGGUUCUGGGACUGGAAACACGGUCACUCUUGGUUGCCUUGCCACCGGCUUCACACCCUCCUCACUGACCUACUCAUGGAGCAUAGUAAAUGGGGCUGCCUUGACAGACUUCAUUCAGUACCCUCCAGUACUGAAAGACAACCUUUAUACUGGAAUAAGUCAAGUCCAAGUGAGCAAACAGGACUGGGACGCCCCGAAAUCCUUCAGAUGUGAUGUGACACAUACAGCGGGAAAUCAACAUGUUAUUAUCACAAAGCCAAAGGAUUUAUAUCAGUUGCCAACUCUCAAAGUAAUGACCUCCUCCUCUGGUGAGGGCACCGAGACUACCCUCUCCUGCUUUGCCAAAGAUUUUUCACCAAAAGAUUUUGAGUUCAAAUGGCUGAAAAAUGAAGUAAAAAUCACCACUGGAAUAACCAACAUCAAAACACCUUUUGAUGAAAAAAAGACAGAGAAUGGAACACUGUACAGUGCAGCAAGUUUUCUGACAGUGCCAUCAACUGAGUGGGCUGACACCAAUACGUUUACAUGUGAGUUUACGGGGAAAGGUGAACAAGGCCCAACGUAUGUGAAUUCAUCUGCGACCAAAAUUCCUGUUAAUGGACCCAAUUCAGGAUGCGUGGAAGCAGAUGUGGAAGUAACCAUCAUAGAACCAACAAUGGAGGACUUUGUUUUAUACGGAAAGGGAGAUGUAAAAUGUCAAGUCAAGAUAAACAAACCAUCUGUCCAUAAGAUUUUCUGGGAGACCCAUGAUGGAAAAGACAUACCUGAUGCUGUUCCAGUGAAGCCCCCUGCAGGACAUAAAGAUACAUACGUCGCUUUACUUCCCAUCACAUUUGAAGAAUGGAGACAGGGGGAAAAGUUCAUCUGCAUUGUUGAACAUGAAAACUGGCUAGAGCCACGUAAGGAAAUCUACAAAAGGACGACUGGAGGACCGCCUCAGCGUCCUUCAGUUUUUAUGCUACCUCCAGUAGAACAUAUUAAAACAGAAACCGUGACCCUGACUUGCUAUGUGAAAGACUUUCCUCGGGAAGUUUAUGUGUCUUGGCUUGUCGAUGACGAGGAAGCAGGCUCAAAAUACAAGUUCCAUACCACAACGCCUGUAGAAAAUGAUGGAUCAUAUUCUGCCUAUGGCCAGUUAACCCUCACCCUCCAGCAGUGGAAAAAUGAUGACACUGUGUUCAGCUGUGCAGUUCACCAUGAAUCUGUGGUCAACACAACUAGAGCUAUUGUCAGGUCCAUCGGGCACAGAACAUGAAAAACCAACAUGGUCAACCUCAACAUGAACAUCCCUGAAACGCAAGGCCCAGUAGAUGUUAUUCUGUGUCGCUGUGUCUUCUGCUGUUUGUUGUUUAAUGUUUGUUGCUUGUGAUAUGACACUGUGUUUGUCUUUU
Messenger RNA from Epinephelus fuscoguttatus (brown-marbled grouper), 1914 nucleotides. RefSeq names its product immunoglobulin mu heavy chain-like. The record is from RefSeq and is a predicted model, not a curated record. Lineage: Eukaryota; Metazoa; Chordata; Actinopteri; Perciformes; Serranidae.